AUGGCCAACCAAGUGGUCUGCCAAGAAGCCAGCCACAGCUGUAGCUGGUACACAGCCUCAGGUCCUCAACUGAAUGCACAACCUGCUAGAGCUGUUAUUGCCACCCGGAGAAUAUUCAUCCUUGGGCCUUCCUAUCAUGUGCCCUUAUCUCGAUGUGCAUAUUCCAGUGUGGAUGUAUAUAGAAUACCUCUGUAUGACCUUUGUAUUGAUCGAAAGAUUUAUGGAGAACUAUGGAAGAGAGGAAUGUUUGAGCACAUGUCUCUGCAGACAGAUGAAGAUGAACACGGUAUUGAAAUGCGUUUGCCUUAUACUGCUAAAGCCAUGGAAAGCCGUAAGGAUGAGUUUACCAUUAUUCCUAUAUUGGUUGGAGCUCUGAGUGAGUCAAAAGAACAAGAAUUCGGAAGACUCUUCAGUAAAUAUCUAGUAGAUCCUAGUAAUCUCUUUGUGGUUUCUUCAGAUUUCUGCCAUUGGGAUCAAAGGUUCUGUUACAGUUAUUAUGAUGAAUCCAAAGGGGAGAUUUAUAGAUCCAUUGAACAUCUAGAUAAAAUGGGCAUCAGUAUUAGAGAACAACUAGACCCCAUAUCUUUUAGCAAUUACUUGAAGAAAUACUGUAACACAAUAUGUGGAAAACAUCCCAUUGGGAUGUUACUAAAUGCUAUCACAGAGCUCCAGAAGAAUGGAAUGAAUAUGAGCUUUUCAUUUUUUUAA
Messenger RNA from Trichosurus vulpecula (common brushtail), 708 nucleotides. Its product is annotated as protein MEMO1-like. The record is from RefSeq and is a predicted model, not a curated record. Bases 1 to 708 code for a protein of 235 amino acids. The transcript has 2 exons. NCBI's taxonomy places the organism in Eukaryota, Metazoa, Chordata, Mammalia, Diprotodontia, Phalangeridae.